Messenger RNA from Racocetra fulgida, 123 nucleotides. The record is from the annotation of a GenBank genome assembly. NCBI's taxonomy places the organism in Eukaryota, Fungi, Glomeromycota, Glomeromycetes, Diversisporales, Gigasporaceae.
AUGGAUAAAUUUAUUCCUUAUGAGCAAUUUAGUGACAUUACUUAUCUUGCUGAAGGAGGGUUUAGUGAAAUAUAUAAAGCAACAUGGAUUAAUGAAAUUAUAAGCCCUGAUUUCUUAAAUGAG